Messenger RNA from Sporothrix brasiliensis 5110, 1269 nucleotides. RefSeq lists its product as uncharacterized. The coding region runs from base 1 to 1269 and encodes 422 amino acids. The record is from RefSeq and is a predicted model, not a curated record. Gene Ontology annotation, molecular function: DNA-binding transcription factor activity, RNA polymerase II-specific. The transcript has a single exon. Gene Ontology annotation, biological process: regulation of transcription by RNA polymerase II. NCBI's taxonomy places the organism in Eukaryota, Fungi, Ascomycota, Sordariomycetes, Ophiostomatales, Ophiostomataceae.
AUGCUGGCAAACCGUCAAAGGGCGGUGGCUAACGAGACCUUCCAGUGCAACGAGGAGGUGCCGUGUGCGAGCUGCCGGCGCCGUGGCGAACGGUGCGAGCGGCCGGAGAAGGCGAAGCCGGUGCUCGAAAAGAGACGGCAGCAAACCGUCCCCAAAAGCAUGGCGGCCAUGGCGCCGUCCACUGCGUCGGCACGGGCAUCGGACGCGGUCGUCAAUCUGCUGCAUCUCAAGCUGUUCCACCACUUCCAGGCACACACGGCCGCGACACUUGUCUUUGACGCAUCUGCCUGGACCGCCGCCCUGCAGCUCAGCGUUCGCUUCGAGUUUCUCGCAAACGCCGUUCUCUGUGUGUCGGCGCGGCAUCUGGCGUCGCUCUCCGGUCCAACUGCUGCCCCCGAUGCGGCCGCCUACGCCGCAGCCGCUGCCAGCCACCUCUGCCGCGCCCUUGCCGGGCUUCGCCAGGAGCUGCAGACAAAGGACUUUUUCACCGCAACCCAUCUCGACGCCUUCAUUGCGACGUCGACCUUGCUCCAGUUCGAACUGUGGUCGAGCACGGACGUCGCGCCGUCGAACCACGGCCGCCGAGCGGGUUUGGACAUGGAACGGGACCGGCUGUUCGCCUUCAGCGCCAGCCUCAAGCAAGUCUUUCUGCAGAACGUGCCCGAAGCGCUGCGUCACCAGCCCGACUCUGUGUUCAUGCCGUACAUCCAGCGCAAUCCGGCUACGGCCUUGAACGAGCAUACCCGUAUCAGUGACGACACGGCAGACGCGUACCGUGCCUUCUUCGCGCGGCGUUUGCCAGAAAAGCGCCUUGGAUCGAUGAAGGAGCGCCUCGAGGAGACACUGCCUCGGCUCGUGCGACGGAAAAACGCAUCUGCGGCGUCCCCAUGGACACCAAGAAACGACCCCGGCACCACCAACACCGCAGUCUCGGCCGAUGACGGUGGCUACGCACACGUGCUUGACGGUCUGUGUCUUCUUAUGUCGUUUCUUCCAGAGAACCCGUCCUGCCAACCAGAUGCUACAACCCCUGAACCACCAUCUGCCCCUCUACAGGCCGACCUUGCACGAUGUGUCUUCUCCUUCCCCAUCCUGUGCCGCGGCACAUUCGUGUCUCUGCUGCGCAAGAACGAUGCGGAUGCGCUCUUUGUGCUCUACCAUUUCUACCGCACCGCGCGCCUGAUCCUCCCAGAGCCAACAUGCUGGUGGGCCCACGGACGUGCUGUCAUUAUGGAACAGGCGCUGCACGACUGGUUGGAGGCCACGUGA